CAAAAAAGUUUAUUGCGGUGUUUUAAUGGGCUUUUUUUUUUGUUCCUUUUCCGUGUGGUAAACUGAUGGGAUGUGCAACAAAGGGAACAGGAACAGAGCUCAAUGAGCCUUCAAAAAUUAUAAAAAUAGGGAGUGCAGCGCGAUAGAAAAUGCUUAAACAAAAGCUUAAUUUUUCCAAGUUCUUUCCUCUCUCUCUUUCUUAUCUUCCGUUCAUUCAAAUCUUUGAUUAAACAAAGCAAUCCUUUUUCUUCAUGUCCACUGACAUUUGUGUCGAUAAGGCUGCAAAGAAAUGUUCCUCAUCCAUCUUUUUGAAAAAAGCCAAGCUUCGACAAUCCAAAGUUGACAAUUCAUCAGUAUCCCCUACAUCUGACAUUACCAAAAACAACAGCAAGGCUCAGCUGUCAUCCUCCUUUAGCAAAAUUCAAUCAGUUGGACUAACGCUUCUAGCAUCUGUUUCUAAAAGAAAAGCAAAGAAUAAUGAAGCAACGAACCCACCACCAUCAACAACCACAACACCUUUGAGAGCAGUAAAGGAACCAAAAACAAAUAAUUUUGAGCUGGAUGCACGAAAUAGUAAAAAAGAGACGCAGGCCAUCAAACGAAAGCCAUCCUCAAGCUUGGAGCCUUCCUUUUCAGCUAGACCAUUUUCACAGUUCUUUUGUUCCAUUGAAGAAGAAGAAGUUGUUCCAAACGGAGAAAGCGUUAAUAAAGGGUUGUUGCUAACCGAAAAAUUGGUUGCUGAGCAAUAUACGCUUUCACAAGAAAUAAAGCAGCAAAAACAACAACAAACAAAUUAUAGGCCGCCGCAGAGGCAUAGCAUUGCACUUGAUUAUAUCAGCUAUCAACAACGAGGAAUCCCAGUAAAUUUAUCACACCAUAACAACUUUUCACCAGACAUUUCUAUCAUAACUCCUUCCAUAUCAUCAACACACAAUUCGUCACGCUCAUCUUCUUUAAAAACUGUCACUUCAUCUUAUAUAGCAGAGGAGCAGGCUCACAUGUUGAUGGAACAAGAAAUCGAAGGAAACGAUAAAGAAAAGAACACUUUCACCCCUUCUCUUCCAAGCAUACAAUCUGACAUAACAUUUUCCUCAUCAUCACUUGAGCCCGCAUACAUUAAGUCAAUAGCAGUAACAAAUAAUAACAAACCAUCACAGAUGGGUCUUUCUCGUUCAAUUUCACAACAAAUCAAAGAAAAGAGACUAUCAGGUGUAGUCAAUGUUUCACGAGCACGAACAGCUUUCGGGUUUGACACAGCAAAAAGCAAAGAAUCUCGAGCUAUCCAUGUUUGGAGAAAGACGAUAUCACAAUUACUCUUAGAUACGUUGGAUGAGGAAGAGAAACAUAAUGAUGAUGAUACAAUUUUGACAGCUACUAACCAUAUUGAAAACAAUUCAAAACAAGAAUUCUGUGACAUAUUAUCCCAUCCUUUUUUUAUUGUAACGUAUAUAUCAACAUUAAAAUGAGGCAAAUAUCGCAUUCAAAGUUUAAAAAGUUGACCGUCUAACCGCUUCAUACCUUUUUUUUUUAAAAAAAAAAAUGCAUAAAUAUCUGCAAUCAACGCUAUCUUAUGAAUCCGCCUCGUCUUUUGACACUAAAAAUACAAAAAAACACAGCCGGAUUAUACCUUAGAACAACAAAGAUUUGUGCGACCUUCAAUUGCGGCAACAUCAUCUACAUCAAAAGACCUCACCAUGAUAAAAUUUAUACUAAAUGAAAUGU
Mycotypha africana is the source of this 1722-nucleotide messenger RNA. RefSeq lists its product as uncharacterized. The transcript has a single exon. The record is from RefSeq and is a predicted model, not a curated record. Bases 252 to 1466 code for a protein of 404 amino acids. Lineage: Eukaryota; Fungi; Mucoromycota; Mucoromycetes; Mucorales; Mycotyphaceae.